Messenger RNA from Anarrhichthys ocellatus (wolf-eel), 7085 nucleotides. It is a transcript of the gene vps13c, whose product is annotated as vacuolar protein sorting 13 homolog C. The coding region runs from base 849 to 7019 and encodes 2056 amino acids. The record is from RefSeq and is a predicted model, not a curated record. Lineage: Eukaryota; Metazoa; Chordata; Actinopteri; Perciformes; Anarhichadidae. Gene Ontology annotation, biological process: protein retention in Golgi apparatus; protein targeting to vacuole; mitochondrion organization. The transcript has 38 exons.
UCUAUCGAAAUUUCAUAUUUCAUUACUGUGUUAUUUAUUUUCACAAAAUCCAUGCAGCUCUAUUUUACACUGUAGAUUAGUAUUAAAGUAUUUAAAGUAUUUAAAGUAAAGGAACAUCUCAUCUGACAGAAUCCUGUUUUAUUUUUGUUUGUUUUUUUAAUCUUCGUGCAAAAACACGAGACUUUGCAGCUGUAAUCUGCUCCAUCCUCGUCAGUCAGUUUGACAAAUGCAUCACAGUGUCUGAGGCAGAAAUCAUCACAUCUGAACCUGGAGAAAAAAAAACAGCAACAAAACCCCGAAAAACCAAGUCUUAAAAGCUUUAAUCUCCACCCGUGUGGGCCGCAGAGAACACUGAAACAAGCGCUGUGUUUGUUGGACGCUGACAGGUUGAUGGACGGAUACAGGAAAUGUAUUUCAUGCACAGCAUGUGACAGUUAUCGCUUCCUCCAUAAGUGCUAUGCUAACUCACUCAGCCACCAUCAUAACCCCCCCACGUCAGUCACAUGACCUCUGCCUGUGUGACCUCACUUCCCUCCGUGACCAACGGUUCUGAACUCCUUGAAGCUUCAUUUUUGUUUCAAAAACUAAACAAAAAUAAAUAUUCUUACAAAUAUUACCUUUAAUAAUAUAUAUAUAUAUAUGUAAGAUUUUCUUUGUAUUAUAGAUUCAUGUAAAUACAGAAACAUAUCUGUCAUGACUCUGAGCUUCAUACUAUCAAUCUGAAGGUUUAUGAAACAGAAAUGAUGGCGUGCUCUCCGUGCGGGCAGUGAACACCUCACAUCGAGUCUUUCAUCGUGUCGUUGUUUGUUGUCGUCUCACCUCCUGAUUCGUUCAUUUGUUUCCUCCAGAUGUUCGUCGAUAACUUCCAGACGGCCAAAGAAGCUCUGAGCGCCGCCACGGCUCAGGCGGCGGAGAAGGCGGCGUCCAGCGUCCGGGGCUUCGCCCAGAAGAGCUUCCGUCUGUCCACGGACAUCAAGCUGAAGGCCCCACUCAUCAUCAUCCCCGAGUCCUCCACUUCCCAGAAUGCCGUGGUGGUGGACCUGGGUCUGAUCACGGUGGGGAACAGCUUCUCCCUGCUGCCCGCCGAGGGUUUCUCUCUGCCGGUGGUGGUGGAGAAGAUGGACGUCAAGCUGACUCAGCUGAAGCUCUCCAGAACCACGCUGAGACAAGACGCUUCUCACCACGACAUCGAGAUCCUCCAGCCACUCAACCUGGAGCUGCUCGUCACCAGGAACCUGGCUGCUUCCUGGUUCACCGAGAUCCCCGGAGUCCAGGUCCAGGGAGUCCUCCGGUCCCUCAACAUGAGUCUGGGACAAGAAGACCUCGGUGUGCUGAUGAAGAUCCUGGUGGAGAACAUCGGGGAGGGGAGUAAAGAGCACAGCAUGGACCUGAAGAGACAGGUGGCUCAAGAGAAGGCAGAUCUUGCUGAGCAGCAGGUGGAGGUGGUGUCAUCGUCACAGACGGGAUCUGACGGUGUGCCGGCCGCCACCAACGGAGGCAUGAAUGAAAACACCGUCAACGUUCUUCUGAACUUUGAAAUCAAAGAGGUAUUGCUGACCCUGAAGAAGCCCAGAGAGCAGGAGGAGUCACCUUUCCUGGUGUUUCACGUCGCUCACCUGGGCAUCAACACCAAAGUCAGGAAGUACGACAUGUGCGCCACAACGUUUAUUGACAAGAUCACCAUGAAGUGUCUGGAGUUCAAAGACUCCAGUGGUGAGCCGCUGUGUCUCAUCAGCUCCUCUGUGGAGUCUGGAGCUGAGCUGCUCAAAGUGCAGUAUUUCAAGGCUGACCGCUCGGGGCCGAACUUCUCCUCAGUCUACAAAAACACAGAGCAGAUGAUCACCGUGACUUUCACCUCUCUCGACCUCAUGCUCCACACUGAGGCUCUGCUGUCGGCCAUCAACUUCCUGUCGGCGGCGCUGUCGUCUGGCAGCCUGGCGUCUCCAGAGAGAGAGAUCAGACUGAAGACGGAGGACAAGACAGUGUCUGCCAAGUCCACCGCUCCGGUGUCACCUGCCAAAAGUGACAUCAUCGACCUGAAGGUGAUGAUGAUGCUGGGAGCCUUCAACGUUCUUGUGUGCGACCAGAGCUGCAAUAUGGCCGACAUCAAGAUCCAAGGUAUUAAUGGCUCUUUGCUGAUGCAAGGAACACAAACUCAUAUAUCAGCCCGCCUGAGAGAUUUCAUCGUCCUCAACGUUGAUCCCAAAAGCAUCCACAAGAAGGCGAUCUCCAUCGUGGGUGAUGAGGUGUUCAGCUUCACCAUGAGUCUCACUCCUAACGCCACAGAGGGCACCGGUUACGCCGACACCUCCAAAACUGACGGCAGAGUCAAGCUGAACGUGGGCUGCAUCCAGGUGGUUUACCUGCACAAGUUCAUCAUGUCUCUGCUGAAUUUUACCAACAACUUCCAAACAGCUAAAGAAGCUCUGAGCGCCGCAACGGCUCAGGCGGCAGAGAAAGCGGCGUCCAGCGUCCGUGACUUUGCCCAGAAGAGCUUCCGUCUGUCCAUCGACAUCAAGCUGAAAGCUCCGCUCAUCAUCAUCCCCCAGUCCUCCACCUCCCACGAUGCACUUGUGAUGGACCUGGGUCUGAUCACAGUGGGAAACAGCUUCUCUCUGCUGCCCGUUGAUGGAUGCCCGCUGCCGGCUGUCAUCGACAACGUGGACGUCGAGCUGACCCAACUCAAACUCUCCAGGACCUGUAUGGAGCUGGCGUCAGGUCGACCUACCACCGAGCUACUGGAACCAGUGAACCUGCACUUAAAUGUUAAGAGGAACCUGGCAGCUUCCUGGUACAAGAAGAUGGUUGCCGUGGAGAUCGAUGGAGAUCUGAAGCCCAUGAAGGUGGAGCUGAGUCAGGACGACCUGACGGUGCUGCUCAGGAUCCUGAUGGAGAAUCUGGGAGAAGCCGGUAGUUUGGAGCCCACCGCCCCGAGACAGGAGGCUAGUCUGCAGCUCCGAACAGCCGGAGGCCCCAAAACAGGUGAUGUUGGAAAACCGGCUGUAAGCAGUGAGGAAGAGGAGGAGGAAGCUCUGGAGACCAUGAAGUUUAACUUCAACAUUGAGUCUCUUGGUCUUGUUCUGUACAGCAAAGACCCAAAACAGCCAUCAGACCUCCAGCGCCAGCAGAACCUCAGACUGGGCGAGUUCGCCCUCCACCUGCUGAAGACUUCGGGGAAGAUCCUGACCAACGGCAGCAUGGAGGUGACCACCAUCCUCAGCGCCUGCACGCUGGACGACCUGAGGACCGGCAUGCAGAGGGUGACCUCACGGAUGGUCGGUCGGAGAGACGAGGAGAGCCCCGAGGCGAUGAUCGACGUGACGUAUCGACAGAGCGCUGGAGAACGGGAGGUGGUGGCCGUCCUGCAGAAACUUUACCUGUGUGCCAGCGUGGAGUUUCUGAUGGCCGUCGCAGAUUUCUUCUUGCAGGCUCUGCCACAGACUUCGGCUCUGACCGCCGCAUCUGCACCGAGCGACAGACUGCCGCUGAGACAGACUGCUGAGCCACGAGCAGACUCCAAGACUGCCUCGCUGGUCCGGACUCGUCUACGGGCGGUGGUGGUGGACCCGGAGGUGGUGUUCGUGGCGAACCUGAUGAAGGCAGACGCCCCCGCCCUCAUGGCCUCGUUUCAGUGCGACUUCAGCCUGCAGGCCGAGGAGGACGGUACCCAGAACACGAGAGCCAACCUGAGGGAGCUGAAGGUCCUCGCGUGCCGCUUCAUCCGAAACAAGGAGGACAAAGCCGUUACCACCGUGUUGAGACCCUGCUCUGUCGCCUUGGAGACCAAAACCCACCCAAAUCAACCACUGAGCGGCUUUGUGACGGUGGAGGAAGUCAUCGUCAAGAUCUCUCCGUUCAUCCUCAACACGGUGCAGACAAUAACGGCCGCCAUGACGGCCAAGCAGAGUGACGAGCAGAGUCUGGAGUCGAAGGCGGACUUCAGUGACCUCUGGUCGGUCAUGAACGUCUACGGCUGUAACUACUGGUUCCUGGGGGUGGACCAGGCCACCGAGGUCACCGAGAGCUUCAGAGAGCAGGACGGGCUACAAGAGGGCGAGAGCUUUACUGCGGAAGUCAAGGUGGUCCAGGUGACUCUGGAGUCCGGUUUGGGUCAUCGGACUGUCCCUCUGCUGCUGGCCGAGUCCUCCUUCAAUGGAUCGGCCAGAAACUGGUCAUCUCUGCUGCAGCUCAGUGCAGACAUGACCCUGGAGGUGAACUAUUUUAAUGAGGUCCAUGCAGUGUGGGAGCCUCUGAUCGAACGAGUCGACAGCGGCAGACGCAGAUGGAACCUGGAGCUUGAGAUGAAGAACAACCCGGUCCAGGACAAGAGUCCCGUUCACGGAGAUGACUUCGUCAUUCUGCCCGAACCUCGCACGGCCAUCAACAUCUGCUCCAAAGACACCAUGAACAUCACUGUCUCCCAGUGCAGCCUCAACGUCUUCUACAACCUCGCCAAGGCGUUCUCUGAGGCCACAGCCUCCACCUUUGACUACUCUCUGAAGGAGAAGGCGCCCUUCACCAUCAGGAACUCUCUUGGGAUUCCUCUCAUCGUGCAGCACACCGCUAACCUGAGGCCGGUGGGUUCACCGGCACAGGGAAAGCUACACGAGCUGUCGGUGGAUCAGAGCAUGGACCUGGAGCACUCCAGGUUCAAAUCGUCGUCACGUGGCAAACUGUCGGCUCUGCAGCAUCAAGAGAGCUGCCUGUUCAACCUCACCAUCGUUCCCUCCGGAUACAGCGAGAUCUCCAACAUCGCUGUGGACAAACCGGGUCGUCGUCUCUACAACAUCCGUGGUCCGAUGCUGCAGGAGGCGGUUGCUGUUCUGCUGCAGAUAGACGCCGCCGAGGGCAACAAGGUCAUCACUGUCCGCUCGCCGCUGCAGAUAAAGAAUCACUUCUCGGUGCCGUUCACCAUCCUGAAGUACUGUCCGACAUCCAGGAGCCUGCAGAGCGUCGGGCAGGCCGAACCUGAGAGGGAGUUCCACAUCGCCCUGGAAACAUACAGAUGUCAGCUGUUUGUGCGUCCAGCGGGUUGUCUGGACGCUCGGUACGGUCCGUCAACCACCUGCGUGUCGUGGAAGGAGCAGGUGCACCGCAGCUCGGAGGUACGUUCGGUGCUGCAGUGUCCGGCGACCGACAGCGGCCUGCUGCCGCUGAUGGUCAGCACGCUGGCCGUCCCCGACGACCUGCGACACAUCACCAGCCACGGGGAGGAGGACUGGGACCCGGCCUACAUCAUCCACCUCCACCCGGUGGCCACGCUGCGCAACCUGCUGCCCUACACCGUCCGGUACAUGAUGGAGAGCUCAGCAGACUCCUAUGAGCUUCAGGAAGGCAGCACGUCGGACCUCCUGAACGCUCGCGUCUUGGGGGAGAUCAUGUCGUUGGUGCUGAUGAGGUAUCAGGGCCGUGACUGGCACGGCCACCUGCCAAUCGAGCAGGAAAUGCCCGAGUUCUUGGCCACGUGUCUUGUCUGCGACUCGGACCCCAACGCAACGGUGGACGUGAGCGUUCACGUGACGAGGACAGCGAGCCGCCUUGUGCUGUCGCUCUUCAGCCCGUACUGGAUCAUCAACAAGACGUCUCGAGUGCUGCAGUACCGAGCCGAGGACGUCAGCGUCAAGCACCCCGCAGACUACCGCGACAUCAUCCUGUUCUCCUUCAGGAAGAAGAACCUCUUCAGCAAGAGCAAGCUCCAGCUGUGCGUCUCCACCAGCUCCUGGUCGGACGGUUUCUCUCUGGACACGGUGGGAAGUUACGGCUGCGUUCGCUGUCCCGCCAACAACAUGGACUUCCUGGUGGGCGUUAGCAUCCAGAUGAGCAGCUUCAACAUCACCAGGAUCGUCACCAUGAGUCCGUUCCACACUCUGGUCAACAAGUCGUCGUACGAGCUGGAGGUGGGAGAAGUCACCAGCCAGACCUCCACCAGAUGGCACUACAUCUCCUCCACCGAGUGCCUCCCUCUGUGGCCGGAGAACAGCUCGGGGAAGUUGUGCGUCCGUGUGGUCGGAUCUGAAUCCACCUCCAAGUUCUUCUUCUUUAACCGGCAGGACAACGGCACCCUGCUGAGCCUCGACGUGUGCGGUGGGAUCAUUGUAGACGUCAACAUCUCUGAUCUCUCCACCAUCAUCAGCUUCAAUGAUUACUACGAAGGAGCAGCUCCAGCCCUGCUGCUCAACCACACACCCUGGGUCACCAUCAGCUACAGGCAGAGCGGCUCAGCGAUGGUUCACGAGCUGAAACCCGGCGAGGCUCGACGGUUUGCGUGGGACGACCCAGCGGGCCUCCGGACGCUCAUUUGGAGCUGCAUGGAAAAUUCUGGAGAGCUGGACCUGCUGAAGGACGAUGUAGGUCAGUUCUCCUACGACAGCAUGUCUCAGGUACACUGGGUUUCCUUCUUGGAUGGACGCCAGCGGGUGCUGCUGUUCACCGAGGACGUCGGCGUGGUGACGAAGGCUCGGCAGGCCGAGGAGCUCGAGCAGUUCCAACAGGAAGUGAAGCUGUCGCUGCAAAACCUCGGACUGUCGCUGAUCAACAACGCCAACCGGCAGGAGAUCGCUUACGUCGGCAUCACCAGCUCAGGUGUGGUUUGGGAGAUGAAGCCAAAGAACCGCUGGAAGCCAUUCAGUCAGAAGAACAUCAACCUGCUGGAGAAAACCUACCAGAGUCAUCUGAGCGGGAAGACGGAGGUGGGCUGGGUCAAACUGGAGACCAACCUGGAGGUCAACCUAAACGCAGCCGUCAUGAUGAUGCGUCAGCCGUGUUCCUGCCCCGUUAGGAGGAACUUCCUGUCUGGGAUCCAGGUGGAGUUCAAACAGUCGCCGCACCAGCGCAGCCUGAGAGCCCAGCUGCACUGGCUGCAGGUGGAUAACCAGCUGCCGGGUGCCAUCUUCCCCAUCGUCUUCCAUCCUGUUCCUCCUCCAAAAUCCAUCGCCUUGGACUCAGAGCCGAAGCCGUUCAUCGACGUGUCCAUCAUCACCAGGUUCAACGAGCACAGCAGCGUCAUGCAGUUCAAGUGAGUAACAACCACUGUUAGCCUUUCACCUGAACGUUUAGAACAGUGGUCCCCAAACUAAGGCCCGCGG